AGGGUAAAUGUUUAUUAUCGCAUUGUUUCCACAGGAUUUGAUAUCAUAUAUGUAAUUACAAGUACAUCUUGAUAAACUGAGUCACCGACAUAUCUCAAUGACCUCAUGGGGUGUGACAGCCACGUGAACUCCGAAGGAAAGGUGCGAGCUAACGCGACGUCCAUUCUCAUCCUAUUCCGAUAGUUGCAGCAAAAGAAUUAACACUGAUUAAGUCUUGCAGAGAUUAUUUGGCUUUUCGAGCACUUUUCAAGUAUACCAUUUUAGCGAAUUGCAUGUAUAUAUUCUGCACACUAUACAGCAUUAUAAAAAUGCCACUGGCGCUGAAGUCGAUUACUUAUAGCUGUCGGAAUUUUUAUUAUAAGCUUACUGGAUCCGGUCAACCGGUUAUUUCAAUAUACACGUACGUUCUCCCUGCGAUUAAUCUGGGCACUGGACAGUUCGGGGUCUCAUCCCACUGCAGUUAUAUAUUUUACCAGUUCUUUCCCAACAAUUUCACGACUUUUACCACAAUCAAUAUUGUUUAUCAACAAUUUAGCUAAUAACAAUUAACAUCAUCUCAUUUUCAUUGGCUUACAUGAUAGGGUUGUCGUCUGCGUGAGGGUAAAUCGAUUGUUUCCUGUAACGAAAUCUUUCCUCUGGAAUUAAGAUUUGUACGUAGUGAAUAUCAUUAGUCUACACUGUGAUACUGUGGUGUUCAUUGCGGAUACUCUUCAUAUACUAUUUCGUUCCUUUUUCCCCCACUUUGAAAUUAUCUCGUGCGUGGAGACCUGGGCAAGCGCCAAAGGGUGAAAAGAUACUGCCGACAAGCUGAUCACCUAAAUGUUUAUCACUGUCUAAGAUCGUUGAUUUCAUAUAUAAAAAAAACCAACUUUCGAUGGUGUUGAAGCUGUUGUUACUAUCUCAUACUGUCCAAAAUGAUAGACAAUUAUACGCUGUGCAUUGACCAUUGCAGAAUUACCUGCGAUUUGUGCUACCAAAGUUCCUUUAGAUGGCGAUAGGAAAAAAUUCUUAAAUGAGGAAAUGACUAUAUAUGUCAUUAUCAGCAUGGCUACCCUAUUCCUGACGGACAGGGCAUGCGCAAUGACUACCGAGUACAGUGUGAUGCUUGAUGCCGGAAGUAGUAGUACUAAACUCAGGGUGUAUUCAUGGCCUGAGCGAAGGUCCACUUCAUCAACAUUUUUCAUCACAGAAAAACACUACAAAAGAAUAAAGCCAGCGUUGAGUUCAUUUCAGGAUAGCUUAGAAUCACUUCCGGAUUACAUUCGGAAUUUGACCUCGAUUGCCGAGUCGCAAGUGCCUUUCCAUUGUCAUAACAAAACUCAUAUUUAUCUCCUUGCAACUGCAGGUCUUCGAUUCUUGAAAGAGGAAAAGGCUAGGAAUUUGAUGGAUACUGUUCGAAAUGUGUUGUCUGACAAAAGAAACCACAAUUUCAUAUACAGCGAAAGAAGCGUCCGAAUUCUCUCUGGUGAGGAGGAAGGUGUGUUCGCUUGGAUUACCGCAAACUACCAUAUUGGAUUCUUCUCUUCUAAUCAAUCCUUGUCGAAAGCGGUUGGGGUCCUAGAAAUGGGAGGUGGAUCGACGCAGAUCACCUUUUCACCGGACGGACCUCUCCUAGCUCACAUGUUUACACUCCGAAUCGCGGGGCGUAUCUUCAAUCUCUACUCACACAGUUAUCUAAAUUUUGGACAGGAUUAUAUGGACAAACGAAUAAAAGAUUUUCUUAUUGAACGAAAUCCGCUGGUUACGGUGAUCUCUAAUCCGUGUGCAUUAAAAAAUGACAAUUACACAUACGAUUCUGAAGACAAAACUGUGAUAUUCCUGGGGUCUAGUUCUCCCUCUGAGUGCCUUAAUAUCAUAUCAAUAUUCCUUCAAAAAUCUCACAGCACUUGCUAUCCUAAGCCAUGUGCAAUAGGCUCCAUUUAUCAGCCUUCCAUUGGUUCCGAUAUAUUCUAUGCCACUGUAGGUUUUGCCUUUACUGCAGCAGAUCUAAAUGCUACAGACUCUUUAGGAAGGCUCGAUAUCAACAAACUAAACAAAACCGCACAUAUAUAUUGUAGCAAGACUAUAGAGUAUGCAACAUCAGUGUAUAAAGUACCACAAGAGUAUGGUUCUAUCACCUGUAUGACGGCGUUGUAUAUCACCGAGUUGCUGACUUUCUCAUACGGGUUCCCGGUGAACACAAACAGGAUUUAUUCUUCACGGAAAAUUAAUGGCAAAUCUUUAGGCUGGCCUUUUGGCGCUGUGUUGUACGAGGCAGAACUUAUGUCCAGAGACUACCCCUGUCCUCCGAUUUCCUCCACAAUUAGCGCAGCGAUAUCGCAGCAAGUCUCCAUUCUCACUCUACUAGAACCGCUUCUCCUCUACUGUUUGUUUUCUUUUCAUCUAAGUCUCUAAUAAAAUAUGAUCAAUAGUAUACACUUACGUUAAUUCGACAUCGGUCAAUUUCUGCAGCAGCCACGGUUUACGUGGAAUUGACAGUGGUCUAUUGUAAAUAUAGAUAUACAAUCUUCUUAUUUACUGUAUUAUACUUGUGCAGUUUUAGAAUAAAAUAUAUAAUUGUAUUAAU
Molecule: messenger RNA, 2566 nt
Organism: Ostrea edulis (European flat oyster)
Lineage: Eukaryota; Metazoa; Mollusca; Bivalvia; Ostreida; Ostreidae
Exons: 7
Coding region: 1021-2394 (457 amino acids)
Biological process (GO): nucleoside diphosphate catabolic process
Cellular component (GO): membrane
Molecular function (GO): GDP phosphatase activity; UDP phosphatase activity
Source: RefSeq, a predicted model, not a curated record